CAUAACAGAGAGACAGAAAGAAAGAAAGAAAGAAAGAGAGGGUGACAGUGUAGAAGAGACAGGAUAGAAAAGAGAGAAAGAAGGCAAAUGAGUUGAUACUAACAGGUUGUUAGAUCUGGAAAUAAAAAGUGGUGCAAAGCUGUUUAUUAAUCUGGUCUCUGAAUUAAAAGUAAGGCAAGUUAAGUAAGGCUGAUAAAAAGGGUGGGAAAAGAUGGCCAAUUUCACAGGAACCUGGAAGAUGAAGAGCAGUGAGAAUUUUGAAGAACUCCUCAAAGCGCUUGGGGUUAAUGCUAUGCUGAGGAAAGUAGCCUGUGCAGCAGCCUCAAAACCCCAUGUGGAGAUUCGUCAGAAUGGUGAGCAGUUCUACAUCAAAACUUCCACGACUGUGAGGACCACAGAAAUCAACUUCCAAAUAGGACAUGAGUUCAAUGAGGAGACUGUGGAUGGUCGGAAGUGCAAGAGCCUGGCCACAUGGGAGACAGAGAACAAGAUAACCUGCAGGCAAACCCUUGUGGAUGGUAAUGGCCCUAAGACGUUUUGGACACGAGAGCUGAGAGGGAACGAGCUCAUCCUGACCUUUGGGGCAGACGAUGUGGUGUGCACACGGAUUUAUGUGCGGGAAUGAGCACCAAGGUGAACUGGAUGGAGAGAUAAUCCAGCACUUGCGACUUUGGAAGAAUAAACUUAUUUCAUCAUUAACUUGCACUAUAGUGUGUUAGCUGGUACUUUGUUUUUGAUUAAGGACCUACCAUAUUUGUCUGUUCAAUGUACUUAUUAGAUUUGAAUGUUUAUGUUUCUUAUUAAUAUGAUAAAAUACAGUGUUAGUUAUAUUCACGGUUAUAUGCCAAAAAAUGUAAAGCAAUUAACGAUUUACUGCAGCCAUGGCUUAUUUCAUAUUCAUUAACCAUGAAAUAAUAAAGACACAUACUUUUAA
Messenger RNA from Myxocyprinus asiaticus (Chinese sucker), 934 nucleotides. RefSeq names its product cellular retinoic acid binding protein 1b (gene crabp1b). The transcript is spliced from 4 exons. Gene Ontology annotation, biological process: fatty acid transport. Gene Ontology annotation, molecular function: fatty acid binding. The record is from RefSeq and is a predicted model, not a curated record. The coding region runs from base 212 to 625 and encodes 137 amino acids. Gene Ontology annotation, cellular component: nucleus; cytosol. NCBI's taxonomy places the organism in Eukaryota, Metazoa, Chordata, Actinopteri, Cypriniformes, Catostomidae.